AUGCAUGUUUGUGGAGAGAGAAACCCUGAAGUUAUCAAGACCUUGGCAAAACAAAUAGUGGUUCAGUGUGACCAGGGCUGCUACAGGUCUGUGGCCAUUCCUGCGAUCUGUGCUGGACAAGGGGGUUUGGAUCCAAGUGUGGUGGCCAAGUCCAUUCUAGAGGGAAUAAAGGAUGCUCCUGGACCACUUUUAGCUACCAGUGUAACCACCAGAGGGCGCAGUGGAUCAACUAGAUCGACAUCCCAUUCCUUACCCUUACCAGUCACUUUGGACCUGAGUUCUAUAGUGAUGUCUUUGCCUGACACUGAGAGCAGAGCAAGAGCUUCAGCGGCGUAUGAGGUCCAGUGCUCCACACACACUUUCUCUCCUGAUGAGAUUGAGUGCCUCACUCUGGAUGAGAAGGACCUGCUGCGCUCUAAAGUCAAUUCUCUGCACCUGCAGUUAAAGGAGAUCAGUUCUAAUAGAUGGGUUGUAAAAGGACUGAAGGAAGGAGUGAGUGAGGUGGCUAUGCUGAUACAAGAUGCUCUUCGCAGACAGGUAAGAGAGAAGGACCAAAUGUUCCUCUUCAGUCAAGUCACGUGGUGCAUUCUGGGACCGCGGGGUAAUUGGCAGAAAUUACCAAAAGACAUGAAUUUUAAGCUUGAGAAAGCAGAUGUGAUAGAUGGUAUUGUGGAUGCACAGGGUGUGAAAUGGACUGUGGAUUUAAAAAACAUGAAAGCACGAAAUUUGACACAGGUGACCACUCUCAAACGACUGCAGAACUUGUCAGAUUUCACUGUGCCAAUCUACUGGGACAACAUUACUGAGACUUUAGAAGUGAUUGACCUAGAUCAGUCAUCCAAAGAGUACCAGACCGUGAAGAUGGGCUUCAAGACGACUGUCAAAAAAACUGUGCUCAAGAUCCAGCGCAUCCAAAAUGUGAAUCUUCGGCGAUUAUACGAGGGACGUAAAACAGAGCUGGAGAACAGAAAUGAUACCAGCGUGGGAGCAGGAGAGAAGAUCCUUUAUCACGGCACGUCAGAGGAAUCCUGCUCAUUAAUCAAGACGUCAAAUUUUAAUCGCAACUUUGCUGGGCAAAAUGCCACCCUCUACGGUCACGGGACAUACCCGCUGUGA
Molecule: messenger RNA, 1116 nt
Organism: Puntigrus tetrazona (Sumatra barb)
Lineage: Eukaryota; Metazoa; Chordata; Actinopteri; Cypriniformes; Cyprinidae
Product: protein mono-ADP-ribosyltransferase PARP14
Exons: 8
Coding region: 1-1116 (371 amino acids)
Biological process (GO): negative regulation of gene expression
Cellular component (GO): nucleus; cytoplasm
Molecular function (GO): NAD+ poly-ADP-ribosyltransferase activity; transcription corepressor activity
Source: RefSeq, a predicted model, not a curated record